AUGGCCACUCUCACAGGUGCAAAAGUCAUCGCCCAAGCUUUACAUGACUUAGGCGUCACAGUACUUCAUACCCUCGUCGGCAUUCCAGUCGCUGACAUUGCCGAAGAAGCCAUUGAUUUGGGUAUCCGCGUCAUAGGAUACAGGAAUGAACAAGCCUGUAGCUAUGCUGCUUCCGCCUAUGGUUACCUGACUGCUCGCCCUGGAGUCUGUCUGCUCACUGGUGGACCUGGAAUCCUGCAUGGUAUGGCCGGAAUAGGAAAUGCUUCAGCAAAUGCCUUUCCCCUUCUUGUUCUGGGAGGUUCCUCCGAAUCCAUUUCCGUCACCAAAGGUGGCUUCCAAGAACUCGAUGCCGUCGCCUUGCUCACUCCACACACCAAAACUGCCAUUCGACCAUCAUCUCCAGAUCCUACUGCAAUUGUCGAGGCCAUUCGAACAGCAUAUCGCAUCGCCUGGUAUGGACGGCCUGGUCCCACCUUUGUUGACCUCCCUACCGACCUCAUCAUGGAACCCUCACCGACCAAACGAUCAAUUGACCAACCAACCAUCGCUGUCUCUCCUCCACCAAAGCCUGCUGCUGCCGCCGAUGUGAUUACCUCUGCUGCCCGUCUACUCAAGUCCUCAUCUUCGCCUCUCGUGAUCGUGGGCAAAGGCGCUGCAUAUGCUCGAGCCGAGUCCACUAUCCGCUCACUUGUCUCCACCCAUCAUAUCCCUUUUCUCCCAACUCCAAUGGGCAAAGGUAUUGUCCCAGACUCACAUCCACUCAACACCAGUUCUGCUCGGUCCGCAGCUCUCAAACAUGCCGAUGUCAUCCUACUGCUUGGUGCUCGUCUGAACUGGAUCCUCCAUUUCGGCCAAGCCCCAAAAUAUCGGCCAGAUGUCAAAAUCAUCCAAGUUGAUAUCUCCCCUGAGGAGUUGGGUCGGGCAAACUCGAUAGGUGAACCGGCAAUAAGCAUCUUUGGCGACAUUGGGCUUGUCAUCGACCAAUUAAGGGCGGAAUUGGGAACCUGGAAGGCGCUGCCUCAACCAACAUUCAAUGCUGGGGCCACAAAUAUUCGCAAUGAUGCCACUGCAUCCUAUGUUCGCUUGCUUUCCCAAUCGGCUGCAAAGAACGAAGCCAAAUCGAAAAAGGCCGCCAUGAAAGUGACCCCAUCAGGAGGCUCGUUGACAUACGAGAGAACAUACCACAUCAUCAAGUCGGUUCUCGAUCGUCUUUCUCCCCCAGACAAUGGUGACAUCGUGUAUUUGUCAGAAGGUGCAAACACCAUGGACAUUUCUCGGUCUUCAUUUUCUUUAGAACAUGCUCGUCAACGUCUGGAUGCAGGAACCUGGGGCACGAUGGGCGUAGGGCUCGGGUACGCCAUCGCGGCCUGGAGUGCACAUAACAUCCCUCAGCAUAGGAAAAAGAUCAUCUCCCUGGAAGGCGACUCUGCCUUAGGAUUUUCCGGCAUGGAGAUUGAGACCAUGGCUCGCCACCGUAUGGAUAUUGUGGUGGUGGUGAUGAAUAAUUCGGGUAUCUACAAAGGCGAUGCAAGCUCUUCCAAACAAUGGAAGGCAAUGCAAGACACCAUGUCAUCUGGUGAUGCAGCCACCACCGACAAGCUACAACGAAGUAAAAGCUUACGGUCAACGAGUUUGCUAUACGAAACAAGGUAUGAGCAUCUAGCUGAGAUGGUAGGUGGUAGGGGAUUUCUCGUCAGAGAUGAAAAGCAAUUGGAGCAUGCGACGAGAGAAGCAUUCCUCGAGAAAGAACGAGUUCCCUGUGUGAUCAAUGUCAUUAUCGAUCCGGGUCUGGAUAUGCAUGCAAGUUUUGGAUGGUUGGAAACCAAAGAGAAGCACGGAGGUGGCGAGAGCAAACUAUGAGAUCAAGUGUGGAGGGAUUGAACUGGUAUUUCCCGUUGCUGAAGAAUCUAU
This is a messenger RNA of Exophiala mesophila, 1911 nucleotides long. RefSeq lists its product as uncharacterized. Gene Ontology annotation, cellular component: peroxisome. The transcript is spliced from 2 exons. Gene Ontology annotation, biological process: fatty acid alpha-oxidation. The record is from RefSeq and is a predicted model, not a curated record. Bases 1 to 1860 code for a protein of 619 amino acids. Gene Ontology annotation, molecular function: thiamine pyrophosphate binding; catalytic activity; magnesium ion binding. NCBI's taxonomy places the organism in Eukaryota, Fungi, Ascomycota, Eurotiomycetes, Chaetothyriales, Herpotrichiellaceae.